Molecule: messenger RNA, 384 nt
Organism: Exophiala aquamarina CBS 119918
Lineage: Eukaryota; Fungi; Ascomycota; Eurotiomycetes; Chaetothyriales; Herpotrichiellaceae
Exons: 1
Coding region: 1-384 (127 amino acids)
Source: RefSeq, a predicted model, not a curated record
AUGCCACCGCGCCGAAGAACCAACCCCAAAGACGAAUAUGUCACGGCGUUUGAGCGCGCCCACCCGAACCUGCAGCGGUUCCUACUCACAGCAUGCCAAGCGUCAUCACCCCUGCUUCUCGCCACCACUCUCUUUGCUGCUGGAUUCAUGAAGCGUCCGGCGUGGGAGCGCGUUUUCAUGUGGAGGGCCGCAUUGUGCAGUUUUUUGUCGAGGUGGAUCUUGGUGUCCUGUGCUAUCACUUGGACGCUGAGGGGCUGGGGUGACGGUGAUGCUGGCAAUGGCGGUGACGGUGGCGGUGGUGAGCGGGAGCGCCACCAGCGGGAGGAGCAGCAGGAUCGGGAUCAGGACGGACAGCAGGACCAGAGGCCAGGAGAGGGAGAUUGA